GAAAUGUAUCGAUCCGAGGAUAAGCAUAAGAGAGAGUGUAUGGUUUGUACCGAUACGCUCUCUUUGCAUCAUUUUCACGAUCGGCCUCCGACUAGGGAUUGUCAGCACGGGGCCGAUGUAUGCCGGAAAUGUCUUCGUACAUGGAUUAAAUCGGAAUUCAGUACCAAGAUGUGGGACGACAUCAAAUGUCCCAGCUGCUUAAUCUCAAUGAAAAGCGCGGAUAUGCGAGAUUUUGCCCCGAAGGAGAUAUUCAAACGCUACGUGGAACUUUACAACCGAACAAGGAAGGAAGCACAGCCGGGCUUCAGAUGGUGCAACCUCAAGGGCUGUAAAUCCGGCCAAGUGCAUUUUCCUCAAACCCCCAAAUUUCGGUGCGACGGCUGCGAAAGGACUUCCUGCGUUGUCCACAAUAUGAAAUGGCACAAAGGCGAAACAUGCAGGGAAUACGACUACAGAACCAACGCUAAUAUUAAAGCUGAGGAGGAAGAAGCUAGUAAGAAGUUGUUGGCGGCGACGACAAAACAAUGUCCUGGGUGUAAGAGACCGAUUGAGAAGAACAUGGGAUGUGAUCAUGUGGAAUGUACGAAAUGCCGUCUUCAUUUUUGUUGGGCGUGUUUGCUACCGUAUCGUUCCGAUGUUUCUCGACAGGCAAGGGAUGCGGGU
Messenger RNA from Alternaria alternata, 663 nucleotides. RefSeq lists its product as hypothetical. Gene Ontology annotation, molecular function: ubiquitin conjugating enzyme binding; ubiquitin protein ligase activity; zinc ion binding. The annotation marks the transcript as partial. NCBI's taxonomy places the organism in Eukaryota, Fungi, Ascomycota, Dothideomycetes, Pleosporales, Pleosporaceae. The record is from RefSeq and is a predicted model, not a curated record. Gene Ontology annotation, biological process: positive regulation of proteasomal ubiquitin-dependent protein catabolic process; ubiquitin-dependent protein catabolic process; protein polyubiquitination. The transcript has 3 exons. Gene Ontology annotation, cellular component: ubiquitin ligase complex; cytoplasm.